Molecule: messenger RNA, 1031 nt
Organism: Cryptomeria japonica (Japanese cedar)
Lineage: Eukaryota; Viridiplantae; Streptophyta; Pinopsida; Cupressales; Cupressaceae
Exons: 2
Coding region: 154-423 (89 amino acids)
Source: RefSeq, a predicted model, not a curated record
GGGUUUAACUUUUUGCGUGAGUUCCCUGCCUAUUUAUCACAGGACACAAAUUUUUGUUUAUCUUCUAAAACCCUUAAAAACCCCACAAAAUCUUUAUCCGCUGUUUUAGCAUCUCACGCCUCUGAAUCUUUUCAAUACUUACAGAUAAACUCGAUGGCAGCUCGUUACGGAUCAUCUUCAUUUGCAAGGACUGCCCGGUCUGCAUUUAAUUCUUUCAGGAAUUCUUCGUCUUCUUACUCUGCAUCACAAUCUCCUAGAACUCCUCGCGGAGCAAGAAAUGUAUUUGAAAAUGGUAGCCCAAGCAUGAACAGGCGAAGGCUCGCAGAAACAUUGAUACCUCUACACAAUGUGGUUGCUUCUGCAAAACUCGUGAGCCACUUAAGUGUCAGCUCCCGCAGUUGCCGGACACUCUGUUCAGGUUGACCCUGUUGGAGGAUCGCUAAUGCUGAACUAAGAUUUAUCGUCAUAUGUUUUCUUCAUUUUGGUUGCCCUUAAUUUGGAUGGUAUUAAUCCUUCUAAUUAAUGAUCUGAAGGCAAAUAGUUGCACGGAACAUUGAAUAGGCUUGUAUUUACAUAUGCCACCUGGUAAAACUCCCUACGAUUGUCUCAGUUUUUAAGUUUUAAUCAAACAAAUAGUUCUAUCAUAUCCUGUUUUGACCUUUCAAACUAUCAACUAUGAAUGGCCGUGGAUUUUUCCUUCUUACAUGCCAUGAUCAGUUUUUUCAUGAAGUUUAUUUAGUUUAUCCUCUUGUUUACGCUAUUUUUUUCAUGCAAGUGGAAAAAAGUUUGCAAAAGAAAGACUUUUUUGAUGCAAACCAAAAAAAGUAACGUUCUCCUCAGCGUAGGAAAAGUUCGAGUAAAUAUAUGCCUAUACUGUAACUAUGGUUUAGGCCAUUCCACUUAAUGACAAGUUAGAUAGAAGGCAAACUGUGUAAAUCUGAGUCAAAGGAUUUGGUGUGGUGUUACUAUGAAUUUCUGUCAACAUUAAAUGGGAUGAAAGUAAGUGCAAUUCAAAGUCUCAAUUUGUUUUC